AUGGCAGCUAAUCAAACUGACUUCACUGUUCCAAUUCCUGAAGAUCAUUCACAUCAAAUGCAAUUCCAAGUGUGCACAGAGGAAGACUUUGAUUACUCGCAAAGGGGACAGUGGCUUCGUGCAGCUCUCUUGGGUGCUAAUGAUGGAUUAGUUUCUGUCUCGUCUCUGAUGAUGGGUGUUGGAGCUGUGAAACAUGACCCCAAAGCCAUGAUUCUAUCAGGUUUCGUGGGUUUAGUUGCGGGUGCAUGCAGUAUGGCAAUAGGAGAAUUCGUUUCUGUAUACUCUCAGCUAGAUGUAGAAGUUGCUCAAAAGAAGAGAGAGCGUAGAACGGUGGAAAAUCAGGAAGAAAAAGAGAAGGAACAACUGCCAAAUCCUAUGUUGGCUGCUGUAGCAUCAGCUCUUGCAUUUUCGCUAGGAGCAAUAGUGCCUUUACUUGCUGCUUCUUUUGUAGAGGACCAUAAGGUGAGGUUGGGUAUGGUGGUAGCAGCGGUUAGCUUGGCGCUAGUGGUUUUCGGAUGGAUAGGGUCUAUACUUGGAGGAACUCCUGUGUUUAAGUCUUGUUUUAGGGUUUUGUUGGGAGGGUUGAUUGCUAUGGCCAUCACCUUUGGACUAACCAAGCUCAUUGGCUCUAGUGUGAUUUAA
Messenger RNA from Lactuca virosa, 642 nucleotides. Lineage: Eukaryota; Viridiplantae; Streptophyta; Magnoliopsida; Asterales; Asteraceae. The record is from the annotation of a GenBank genome assembly.